Trichoderma virens Gv29-8 is the source of this 960-nucleotide messenger RNA. RefSeq lists its product as uncharacterized. Lineage: Eukaryota; Fungi; Ascomycota; Sordariomycetes; Hypocreales; Hypocreaceae. Bases 1 to 960 code for a protein of 319 amino acids. The transcript has a single exon. The record is from RefSeq and is a predicted model, not a curated record.
AUGUCUCAAUCACCGCCAACUUACGCCGACCAACAGGCUUGGAGAGACAUCCAGGCCUACCUCCCUCCCCGGCUACACUUCACCCCUGAGCACUCUCCCAUCGAAGAGUUCUGGUCUCACCGCGGGCAUAAAAUUCACCUCGAUCGAUGGCCCAACCCUUCCUCAAAGGUCCGCCUCAUCCUCCACCAUGGAGUCGGAACGAACGGCCGUCAAAUGUCCCUCAUUCUCGGAGUGCCAUUGCAUACCGCUGGCUUCGACCUAGUCGCCAUAGAUAUGCCGGGCUAUGGAUGUACACAAGUCUCUCCGAAUAACAAGAACUACUCAUACGAUGAAUGGGUCCAAAUAGCGAGCGACUUUAUCGACCACGAGUUGCAGAAUGAUCCUAGGCCAAUAGUAUUAUAUGGUCUAUCGGCAGGCGGCAUGCUCACCUACCACGCUGCGGCGAAAAGCAAAAAGGUCAAGGGCAUCAUAGGAAUGACAUUCCUAGAUAUGCGCAACCAACAGGUCGUUGACGAGACAGCCCUCAAUUUCAUAAUGGCCCGAGUGGGAAUACCUCUUGCCAAAGUGGCAAAUGCCAUGGGCUUGGCAUGGUUUAAAAUGCCCAUGUCGUGGGCGAGCAAAAUGCACGCGCUGGUCAACAAUCCUUCUGCGCUCCGAGUAUUUCUCAAGGACAAGUCGUCGGCGGGAUCCAUGGCGUCUAUGCGGUUUCUGGCGACGUAUGCCAAUUAUCAACCUGCAGUGGAAUAUGAGGACUUUGAUGUGUGUCCAGUGUUAUUAACGCAGCCGGCAGAUGACAAAUGGACACCUUUGCAUUUGAGUGAGCUCGUUUUAGGGAGGAUGAACAAGGUCCAAACCCGGAUCGUUGAGUUGGAGGGAGCUGGGCAUUAUCCAAUGGAAGAUAGGGGAUUGCAGCAGAUGGCAGAUGCUAUCAUUGAGUUUCUGAAGAAGUUGGAAGAAUAA